UGUUUCUAGCUGACAGGGCUGGAGAGAGGAGUGACUGAACAGAGCUGAACAGCUGCACAAAGGAAACAAAAAGGAAGUGUGUUGUUGUUACCCUGCCAGUGAGGCUCAUUUGGGGGGUAAAAGCGCAGGACAACGUUUUUUUUAAAUUAUUUCUGUGAGGCAGGGAUAGCUUUCAAGGGACCUGUUCUCUUAAAGCUCUUAGAAUACGACUUGAUAAGCCAUGACGAGAACACUUGGACCAGUGGUGCUCCUGUGUGCUCUAUGCUGCUGCCUAGCGGACAAUGUGGAGUUGCUCCGCACUAAGAGAGGGACUCGUUUUUACAGAGGUGAGCCUGACAGUCGGCCAGCAAGACGGACGCUUUUGAUUAUUCAUGUCCAGAAGUCUACACCUUCCUUUGACACCUCCUCACAUUGUUUGGAUAGUGCAACGUCAGCAGUUCAUAGAUUUGGGGACACUUGGCUGCGAUGGAGUGGACAGCGUGUGGAGUAUUGCCGUUGUGCAGUAAGAGGACGAGAGCGUUGUCACGUUGUGCCCGUCAUCCACUGCUACGUGUCUCAGUGCUACAACGGAGGAACCUGUAAGGAGGCAGUUUACACUUCAGACUACAUUUGCCAGUGUCCCCCAGGUUUCAGUGGGACUCAGUGUGAGAUAAACACCAAUGAGAAGUGCGUUUUGGGGCAGGGUGAAGGGUACCGCGGCACAUGGAGCAUUAGCCAUUCAGGAGCAGAGUGCAUCAACUGGAACUCCACGUCUCUGAGAGGAAAGAAGUUCACAGCCAGGAAAGCAGACGCCAGCAUUCUUGGACUGGGCAACCACAACUUCUGCAGAAACCCUGACAAUGACAACGCUCCUUGGUGUUACCUCUAUAAAGGCACUCAGAUCGUUUGGGAGGUUUGUUCCAUGCCCAAAUGUCCAGCAGAUAGGUACCAAGAAUGUGUGCUGGGCUCGGGUCAGUCAUACAGAGGCACUGCAUCUGUCACUAAGAGCGGCUCUCGCUGUCUGCCCUGGGAUUCUCCUUCAAUUAAACGCAAGCUCUACAAUGCUUGGAGAUCUGAUGCACUGGAGCAGGGACUGGGAAGCCACAGCUACUGCAGGAAUCCAGACGGUGAUGCAGGUCCAUGGUGUCACACCUACAAGAACAUGCAGCUGAUCUGGGAGCUGUGUGACAUACCUAAAUGCUCAAGACGUCCAUCUAUCAUCAGCACUCUCGGCCCACGUGCCCCCACCACUAACAACAAUAACAGAGCAACAUGUGGGCAGCGCUUGGACAACACCUUGAACCGCCCGUCGUUCCGUAUGUUUGGGGGCAGAGAGAGCGACAUCACGGAGCAGCCGUGGCAGGCGGCCAUUAACGUUUACCAGGCCCGCCACAGAAAACACUUUCACAGAUGUGGAGGUGUCCUCAUUGACUCCUGUUGGGUUCUGUCUGCUGCACACUGCUUUGAAGACAAUGAUAAAGCUGAGAAAUUGGAAGUGAUUUUGGGAAGAACGUUUCGGAAACAGAAUUCCAGCAGCGAGCAGAUUUUCAAGGUUGAGAAGUACUGGAAUCACGAGAAAUUUGACAACGAAACGUUUGACAAUGACAUUGCUCUCUUGAAGCUAAAGACGGACAUUGGCAUCUGUGCUGUAAACUCUCCAGAGGUUCUCCCUGCGUGUCUGCCGGACAGCGGGCUUGUGCUGCCGGACUGGACCGAGUGUGAGAUCUCAGGCUAUGGAAAAGACUCAGAGUUUUCUGCAGAGUUCUCUGAGCGUGUUAAAAGAGGUUACGUUCGCCUGUGGCCCAAAGAGCGCUGCAUCCCAGAGGUGCUGUCUCAACGUACAAUAACCUCCAACAUGCUGUGUGCAGGUGACACCCGAGGCCUGGAUGAUGCCUGCAAGGGAGACUCUGGUGGCCCGCUCGUCUGCCGCAACAACGACAAGAUGACUCUGAUGGGUGUGAUCAGUUGGGGCGACGGGUGUGGGCAGAAGGAUAAGCCUGGGGUUUACACCCGCGUCACCCAUUACAUCGACUGGAUUAACAGUAUAAUUAAGGCAAACCCAGUCUAAAUUAAGGAAGGAAUGAAGAAGAUUUUGAAAGAUGACCGUACCCACAAACAUAGUGGGUAGAACAGCAAACACAGAUAUGUUUAUCAUUGAGAAGAUAGACAGAGAGAUCAACAGGACUCUCACUCUGUUGUUUAUCUAAAUCCAAACUAAUGGAGGUUCUAAACCAGCAGGAGCACUCCUACAGGAACGCACAAGAAAGACCUCAAUCACAGUUUUCAUGUUCAAAGUAGCUCUGUGUUUCGUUUUUUUUCUGUUCCUAACUGUGUUUAACGUGACAGUACAAAUGGACAGAAACACAGGACAAACUCUUUUUGCCCUUCGGGGUCAUCUUGACCUAAAUAAUAAUUGUUGUCUCUUCAUGCAAGCAGAGAAUAAUGUGUUUCUGAAUAUGUCUUCCAACAAAAUGGACAGGAAAAAUAGGGAAUGUCCGUACAUCCCUCUUGUCUUUGUGGCGGUCCUUAUGCCGGUUUAUACUUCAGGUCAGAUGUGCUUUUAGUCCAAAAGAACACUCCACACAGGAAUGAAGGCAUUACAAAAAGAUUGUGUUGCAGGUUUUAUGUUAUGCUGUUUUAUAUGUUUUAAUGUAAUUGUAAGUUCUGCAUCAGCUUACUUUGGGGCUUUAGGGGAUCAAGACCGAAACACUAAAUGUAUCUGCUGGCUCAGAUUCUGCUUGUUUUCACAGUUUGAACUCCUGUAAGUCUUUUAGAUAUUAAAUUUGGAACAGGAGGUAGCAUGGAGAUACUCCUAUACAAAAACCUGUGCUCUGUUCGUUGUUCUCACUACGUCUUUAAAAAUCAGAUUCCCAGAGCACUCCUCCGACAGACACCUGGGUUGAGCCCAGCAUGUACAUAGCCUAACAUGUAUAUUGUCUGAAUAUUGAUUUUAUGUUGUUUUGUUCUAUGUUAUAUAUUAUACUGCUUAUUGACUGCAAAAACUUAACAAAAUCCUUUUGUUCUCUGACUGGGUUUUAAAUGUUUUUUUUACUAAGUUAAUAUUUAUGUGUAUUUUAUAUUGUAUUAGAGAAAGUAAUAUUUGUGCUGUGUGACUGUAGUAUGGUAAUUUAUUAUCUCUGUCAUUAUAACCACAUCUAGCAACAUACUCCUUUGUUAAUAAAUAAUAUUUGGAAUAUA
Eleginops maclovinus (Patagonian blennie) is the source of this 3177-nucleotide messenger RNA. It is a transcript of the gene plat, whose product is annotated as plasminogen activator, tissue. The record is from RefSeq and is a predicted model, not a curated record. The transcript is spliced from 15 exons. Gene Ontology annotation, molecular function: serine-type endopeptidase activity. The coding region runs from base 221 to 2047 and encodes 608 amino acids. NCBI's taxonomy places the organism in Eukaryota, Metazoa, Chordata, Actinopteri, Perciformes, Eleginopidae. Gene Ontology annotation, biological process: plasminogen activation; smooth muscle cell migration.